Monopterus albus (swamp eel) is the source of this 1251-nucleotide messenger RNA. It is a transcript of the gene mrps22, whose product is annotated as mitochondrial ribosomal protein S22. Gene Ontology annotation, cellular component: mitochondrial small ribosomal subunit. The record is from RefSeq and is a predicted model, not a curated record. Bases 27 to 1052 code for a protein of 341 amino acids. Lineage: Eukaryota; Metazoa; Chordata; Actinopteri; Synbranchiformes; Synbranchidae. Gene Ontology annotation, molecular function: structural constituent of ribosome. The transcript is spliced from 8 exons.
GUCGCCCUGAUGACGCACAAACGAACAUGGCGGCGCUUGGAACAGCAAGGUGCUUAUUUUGGAGCUGCUCUCGGGCGAGAAAUGUUCAGAGGAGCAAGCAAAUUUUGGUCAGAUGUGGCGUCGAGACAUUUUGUAGUGGAUCACAAGAUAACGCCCCAUCAGCCAAUGCGAAGCCCCGUUUCACAGAUCCAGCUGUGCAGGACAUCCUCACCAGCAUAACAGGGCUGGACUUGCAGAAAGUGUACAGACCUAUUAAACAGGAGCUGAAACCCGCCAAGUAUAAACUCAUGACUGAAGAACAGCUGGAGCAGGCUGUCCAGAUAGCUUCAGAGCACGCUAAGAAGCUGCUGCAGAUGCCCCCUGUCCUGCCGGAGAGGAAACCAAUCAAUGAUGUGUUGUCUGAGGAUAAAAUCUUGGAUGGCAUGGACACAGCCAAAUACGUCUUCACAGACAUCACCUACGACAUCCCACACAGGGAGAGAUUUAUUGUUGUACGGGAGCCCAGUGGGACCCUUAGAAAAGCAACCUGGGAGGAGAGAGAUAGGCUCAUUCAGGUCUACUUCCCCAAGGAAGGACGCAAAAUCAAACCGCCUCUCCUAUUCAAGGAGGAGAACCUGAAGACGCUGUUUUCUCAGGACCGGUAUGAGGAUAUGCUGGAACUGUGUCUGGUCCAAUUUCAACCGGAUUCUUCAGAAUACAUCAGGAUACAUGCAAGAACCUAUGAAGAUGUGGACAAACACGGUAAAUAUGAGCUGCUGCGCUUCACCAGACACUUUGGGGGCAUGGCCUGGUACCUGGUCAAUGCUCGCAGGAUAGACGGCCUCAUAGUGGACAUGCUGAAGAGAGAACUGCUCCAGGAUGCUGUGAACCUAGUGUCUCUGUUCCACAUGGUUCACCCCGACAGUGAGUCAGCCCAGGAAGCUGCCAGCCAGCAGGCUACUGGCACCGACCUGCUUAAGAUCUAUGCCCAGAAGGAGUCCCAGAGGUCAGGCUACAUUGAGCUGGCCCUGCAGGCGUAUGAAGAAAAGUCUGCAAAAAGCUCGGCUGCUUAAUCGGCCCACUCUGAUAUAGAUAUAUACAGUUACAUGCACACAAAAAAAGAGCAGUGACAACAAACAGGACAGACUGAAAAUUGUCUUUGUGUAUCACAUGUGGAACUCGAGGUCAGACCCAAUGUGUCAAAAGUCAAAUGAUGUAAAUAAAAAUCUAAAUACUUGUAUGUUGUAGUAAAAUACAGAGGCCUGGAUAAUA